AUAUGUCGAAAAAGAAAAAAAACAAAAGUGUGUGAUUUAAUAAUCUAAAAAUAUUAAGACAACAAAUAAGUUAUUCUAAUGCAACUAUGGAUAUUACCGAUCAAGAAAAGGCAGGCUUUUCUGAUUUAUUUAUAACUGAAGAGAAAAAUCAAAGUAUUUUGUGGCAGCUAGCGAAAAGUUUUAGUAAAAACGAAUGUAACGCAACGAAACCUGAAGAUACUCUAAAUUUUAUUUUUACAACAGUGAACGACUCAAUAACCAUACUAAAUAAACGAUAUGUGACAAAAGAAGUGUUAUUCAAAUAUUUACACAAAAGAAAUGUACAAGUAUCACUUGAUUUCACAAAAUUGGCAUUAAUUCAAAGUACAUUAGCUUAUUGGAAAAGCAAUAAUUUAACUGAUGUUAAGGAAACGAUUAUUGAGAAAGAUGUCAAUAGUGUGUUGGCACACACUUUUAGUAAAUGGUUUUUCCAACGUUAUAAUGAUGAAACAUUAAAUGCAAAUGACUUCUAUGCUGAUGCGCAGCUGACAUUGCAGUUAGUGGAUGGGGAUCGCAUUAAUGAAAAGCAAAUUACUGGUGCUUCUAAUGUUUUGCAUAGUUUACUGGAUACAAAACACACAUUUCAAAUAUAUUUCCAUCCAAACUUUGACAACGAUGGUUGUCAAGGUUGCGUUGAUAUGCACGGUUUAGUGAUUGUACUUAUAUGUGGAACGCUUCAUAAACAAGAAAUCUGUAUUGGCGUGUUUGAGUGCACAUUUGGGUUGUUGCGUGAUCCUUUUGCUGAAAACAAUUACAAAAUAAAAACAAUAAAAUCUUGCUUCCGUAGUCAAGCAAUAUCACCAAAUCUAAGUCUGAAGGAAUUGGAAUAAAUUCUAAAGUUUAUGUAUUUAUAAGUUCGGAUCUAAUAUUGUUAAGUUAAUAAACUAUAACUAACGUUUGUAUAUAUGAAAA
Messenger RNA from Teleopsis dalmanni, 951 nucleotides. RefSeq lists its product as uncharacterized. The coding region runs from base 87 to 869 and encodes 260 amino acids. Lineage: Eukaryota; Metazoa; Arthropoda; Insecta; Diptera; Diopsidae. The transcript has 2 exons. The record is from RefSeq and is a predicted model, not a curated record.